UCACCAUUUUUUCUUAGCCACAUUGCCCUCCGAGGCGAAGGAUGGCCUGACCGUCUCCCCAACGGAACUUGGACUGGUCUAGCGGGUCAAGUGGCUCAUCACGAGGCUGACUUUUCCAUCACAAUUACUGCAUUUGUGGACAUCAGAGUCGCAGAUUUUUUCUUUCUUACCCCAGUAACGCUGGGCAGCCUGGUCGCAUCGUUUCGGCAGCCGCCAAGCUAUUCUGACACUAAUCUCUUGACUUCCUCACUUCACCCCGAAUUGUGGAUUGCGCUAUUAGUUUUAGCCAUUUGCGUUUUUCUAUUGGUCAAGAUUACCGCAUGGAUUGGGAUGAAGUAUAGUGAAUUGGAUAGCUAUGGCGGGGACCAUGAUUUUAAACAUGGUGACGAAGCCGGGUACUGGGUUUUGGUGACGUUCUGCCAACGAAAUUUCGUUGGAAGCCCGAAUGCCACGCCGCUCAGAGUUAUUUACAUUUCGUUAACACUUACCUCCAUCGUGGCAUAUACGGCGUUAUCAGCUACGCUAAUGUCAACCCUAUCAAUAGAAGUGGAUCCUAUUAAAUCGUUUGCGGAAUUGGUGGCGAGCAAAAUUGAAGUUUAUGGGGACGAAUCGGCCUCUUUUACUCACAAAUUUGUGCAGGACAUUGUCGACCGCCGCCGCCAAAGUAAAGGAUACGCCGAAAACACCGGGGGCAACCUGAGUUCGUCCCGAUUCCUCGACUUGAACACCGGCUUACAGAGGACGUUGUCCGAACCCGCGGCAUACGUAACGUUUGACGGCGCACCAAUCGUCAAUUACCGCGCGAUGGGGCUAAGUGAUGAUUUCGUAUGCAAUAAAAUUCGCGUCAUCAAAAUUCCUGGGAGUACUAUUUCAGCCGGGAUGUUUGUUCGGAAAGGAUCCAUUUUGCGGGAGAUUUUUAAUCCAUGGAUUGUCACCUUUUACGAGUACGGAUUCAUAAAAAGGCUUGAGAAAAAAUGGUCGUCCACGGCGGAGAGAAAAUGUCCCAAAAAAUUUAAACAGCACUCCACCCAAGCCAUGGACAUUGGCGAUGUGCACACCCCAAUUUCCGUGUUACUCGGUGGCUUCGUAUUUUCCAUGGUUUUGUUGGCAAUAGAGUUUAAUUAUAAUUUGCUUCCGCUUGGGAGGGACGUUCGUCGUGUGUCGAGGGAGUGGAGCAGCUUUUUAAAAACUUUCAUUAGCAAGGAGAAUGGGUUUAAGAGUCGAGUUCAACGUGACUUUUAAUCCGCGAGUGUUAGAAUUGCUAGGUUAUUCUUACAAGUUAAUAUUGUUAUACGAACGAGUCAAUAAAUCUGAUCAGCAGAAGUGACGAUGUGUAGUUGGCC
This is a messenger RNA of Folsomia candida, 1343 nucleotides long. RefSeq lists its product as uncharacterized. Bases 331 to 1242 code for a protein of 303 amino acids. The record is from RefSeq and is a predicted model, not a curated record. The transcript is spliced from 4 exons. NCBI's taxonomy places the organism in Eukaryota, Metazoa, Arthropoda, Collembola, Entomobryomorpha, Isotomidae.